UGCCUAUGUUAUCUCCUUACAUAUACCUACGCUCUCCGUCUCUGUAAGAUUGGGAAUGAUACUGAUACUUUCUAUGGUUCUCACUCUGUUGUCAUCCUCCUCCUCUUCUUCUGUUGUUGUCCCACCAGGUCAGAGGUUCUGAAGACUGACCACCUCCCUCUACAGGCCGGCCCAGGAACUGCACCCGCAGCUAACAGCUAACUGCUAACAGCUAACAGCUAACCAGCGAAGUAGUGCUGUGGCUGGUGUUCAGGCUGUUGGAUGGCCACAGGAGUGAACUACUGGAGCUCUUAUGAACCCAGUUACAAGGUGAGUGAGUGUGUGUGGGGCGGCGAACGGGAGUCCAGCAGCGAGGAGGAAGGAGGCGGGGCCACAUGGGACACGCACGCCAUGGAGGUCAAAGGUCAACUCAUCUCAGCACCUGACCCUUUCACCUGUCCCGACAGGAAGCAGAGGGAGCGAAUGGCAGAGCUGCUGGAGAGGAGGCGGGGCCUGCAGGCGCUGCUCAGCGCACGAUUGGCUGAGCUGAGACGCAUCUGUCUGCAGGAGGCGGAGCUGACCGGUGCGGUGCCCAGUGACUUCCCCCUGGAGGCGGGAGAGAAACCCCCCUGCGUCCGAAGGAGAGCUGGGACAUCUCGCCAAGUAAACAGGAAGUGUCGAGCGGAGGAGGAAGACUCUCAGCGUUCAAAGCAGAAGAAAACUUUAUUCAGCGGAGCCCUGAGGAAACACUGCGACUCCGAACACAACACACACACACACACACACCACGGCAAGAGGACUGUACACAGAGGCUGCCACACAGACGACACAGUGAGGUCAGAGAGCAGCUCGACAUCAGACUCGACAGGACUCGAGAACGACGAUGGCGUGUCUCAGUGUCGCCCCCCGCUGGUCUCUACUGGUUCUCCUGUGGAGGUUUUCUACCAGAACAAAACCAGGAGGAACUCUCUGCACAACAG
This is a messenger RNA of Perca fluviatilis (European perch), 959 nucleotides long. RefSeq names its product FERM domain-containing protein 4A-like. Lineage: Eukaryota; Metazoa; Chordata; Actinopteri; Perciformes; Percidae. The annotation marks the transcript as partial. The record is from RefSeq and is a predicted model, not a curated record. The transcript is spliced from 7 exons.